This is a messenger RNA of Clonostachys rhizophaga, 984 nucleotides long. NCBI's taxonomy places the organism in Eukaryota, Fungi, Ascomycota, Sordariomycetes, Hypocreales, Bionectriaceae. The record is from the annotation of a GenBank genome assembly.
AUGUCAGUCCCCGUUGCGUCUAAGGUGCUACGCCAGGCUCCUGCAGUGCGAAACCCGAAAAAGCGUGGAGGUGGUUGGAAAGAAUGUCAAUUUUGGGAGAAGCACGAAAACGAAGAAGAUGGUGAGACUCGUUGGGGCCAAGAUAUUGUAUGCCGAAACAUCCAUGUUCGUUCAGAGCAUUUUUCAAUCUGCCUAUUUCAUGACUGGGGGUUUGUCACCACAGUUGAGAAUGCAAAGAGGGAAUGGACAAGUUGUUGGAUCGAUGAGGAACACAGAAAAAAGCGAGGCAUAUUUCUGUGGAUGUUCAACUGGGAUCUCUUUCGAGACUCUAUCAAACAAGCUAGAGGAGGGAACUUCCCGGAAGACCUCGUGCUCCGCUUACCCUGGGUGGAAGAACCAUUGGAGGCCAGCACGGAAUUUGAAUGGCGCAAAUCUAUGGCCGCAAUGGAAUUUCUUUUCGCAAGUGACCACCGGCUGUGGUGUAGGAAGCAGCGACCAACCAUAGUGGUCUGCAGGGCCAAGGAAUUUCGCACGCUCGUUGAUCAGGGCUGGGCAGCUCUCAUGAGCAAGCUGAAAGAGGGAGAAGCCGGAGAUGCCAACGGGGAGGCACAAUUUCAAGAAUCAGACAGUACCACAGAUUCAAAUGUGUUAGAAGGACCUGAACUCCAGGCCAAGGACGCAAAUUCGGGCACGGACAAUGUCGCGGACGCCACAGUAGGAGAUGAUGGCGGUGAUGCAGCUACUGAGUCCACCACAACAACUACGACCACCGUUAGUAACUCUUCGACUACGACGACUACGACGACCGUCACCACAGUCGCCGGUGGUGGUACUACUACGAACACCACUACAACAACCCUCACGAAAAGGAAGAACCAAACCCAAGCAGAGUCUCGGGAUGGAGGGAACAACAAGAGACACAGAUGGAACACAGCACGGGCUGAACGAAACAAAGCCACCAUCGACUUAGAACAAGAGAAGUGA